AUCAUCGCGAAAAAGCGGUUGCUACGCUGCUAUUUUUGCAGACUCAGCACGUCAUUAUUUGCUUCAGGCCCCAGUGGCCCCACGCGUCGCGCGCGCCAGCUUCUCGUUGCAGCUGCAGGGCGUGAGCUUGCUAUUUGCACAGCUGCAGGAGGUAGCACAGGGCAGCAGCGGCCGCAAGACGCCGUCGCGCCAAGAUGUUCUUAAUCACCUGGCUCCUCGGCGGCACCGUCCCGACCAAAAAGACGAUCAAGACCUACGAGUACAAGAGCCCGCCCUUGUCCCUCUUCGAGCGCCUCUUCCUCGACCGGUUCUGGGCCGCGCUGCCCGGUGCGGUUUAUCCGCCCUGGCUCGCACCCAACGUCAUCACGCUCGCCGGCCUGGUGUGCAUUAUUGUCGCGAUCGCGCUUGUGCUGCACCACAGCCCUGCUUUGGACGGCGCCGCGCCGACCUGGGUCUACGCCGCCGUCGGUGUGUUGAUCUUCUUGUAUCAAACGCUCGACGGGAGCGACGGCAAGCAGGCCCGAGCGACGGGCACCGGCUCUGCAUUGGGCGAGCUUUUUGAUCAUGGCGUCGACUCGAUCACCGUGGUCUUAAUAGCGGUGUGCGUGCAGGACGCGGCGCGCGUUAGUUAUACUGAUGAAACGCUCUGGCUGUGCGUGGCCGCCUCCACCUGUACCUUUUACUUAUCAAAUUGUUCCUUAGUGGCCUUCGGGCGGCAGCAGUUUUUUGAUGUCGACGUGCAAGAACUCAUAGUGUGCCUCACGGUACUAUGCCUGUACUGCGGGAUAGUCGGAGCGACGUCAGCGCCGCGCUGGAUGAUCACGGGGUCUCUCUGUUGCAUGGUCCUCAACUGCCUGCAACUCAUCUGGAAAUUGCGCGACACCGAGUAUUUAGGGCGGCGCUGCAAGGCCCUCGCGGCUAUAGCGGGAGGCGUGGCGAUCAACGCGGCGACCAUCAAACAAGUCUCGAAGGAGCCCUUCUUUGCGACAGUACCAUUAGUGUGUUGCAUCGCGGCGGCGGCCGGCGACCUGAGUAGGCGAUUGUUGCUGCAGCGCGUCGCGGACCUGCCGGAAAUUGUCGAUUUCGUCACGCCGACGGGCCUGCUCCUCUGGGCCCUCGCGCUCUGGCCGGGGCGCACGCGCGUCGUCGCGGCGGCGGCGUCGUUGGCGUUCUACGGCGUCGCCGCGUCUCGAACUGUCGUCGCCACCGCGGGCGCGCUGGGCGUGAGAGCGCUUACAGUGCCUACCGUGCGGCGGUCAGCGCGUGCCAGGACGCCGCGGAAGCUCGACUAGUAGAAGUUUUAUAUUUAACCUUAACACAACAUG
Pelagomonas calceolata is the source of this 1325-nucleotide messenger RNA. Lineage: Eukaryota; Pelagophyceae; Pelagomonadales; Pelagomonadaceae. The record is from the annotation of a GenBank genome assembly.